AUGGCCGAGGACGUGGCUGAGACAGAUAUCCACACUGUUGCAAGAUCAAGAUCAAUCGAUCUUUUCAAAGGAUGGCCCAACCCUUCCCUCUUGCCACCGCAACAGCUUGACAAAGCCUCAUCUCACAUUCUUUCUGAUUCAAACAAGAUAGAUGUCCUGUUUUAUGCACCGGACGAAGGCUAUCAUCCUUUGCGAGAUGAAAUAGCCAAGUGGCUGAAUGCAUUCUACUGUCCAUCUCAGCCUACUCUGCCGGCCCGAAUAUGUGUCACUGGCGGUGCAAGUCAAAACCUGGCCUGCAUUCUACAGACCUUUACUGAUCCAGUCUACACUCGCAACGUCUGGAUGGUCGCUCCCACUUAUUACCUAGCCUGCAGAAUCUUCGCCGACUCUGGCUUCGACGGUCGCCUAAGGGCAGUUCCAGAAGACGGACAGGGCAUUGACAUCAACUAUCUCGAACACGCUUUACACAAGAGCGAGGAAAAAGCUCUGGCCGAAGGCAACACUUCUGUCCGCAUCAAGCUACCCAAGCCAUGGAGAAAGAUCUACAAACACGUCAUCUACGCCGUCCCUACCUUUGCCAACCCGUCCGGCCGGAUCAUGAGCCUGGAACGUCGUCGACAGCUCAUUCGACUAGCUCGAAGAUUUGAUGCCCUGGUUGUAACCGAUGACGUAUAUGAUAUGCUUCAGUGGCCGGCGACCCCAGAAGUCAAUCCCUCACGAGCGGACCAAGCCAUCCUCCCACGUCUUGUAGACAUCGAUCGAGAACUUGAUGGUGGGCCUGUCGGUUCUUUUGGGCAUGCUGUCUCAAAUGGCAGCUUCAGCAAAAUCAUCGGACCUGGCUGCCGGACUGGUUGGGCAGAGUCCACCGAAGCUUUCGCCUAUGGCCUUUCCCAGACAGGAUCCAGUCGGUCAGGUGGUGCUCCCUCACAGCUGGUGGCCUCCUUCAUCUCCGACAUGUUAGCCACCGGCACUCUACAGAAACACAUUCUUCAAGAACUACGCCCUGCGUAUGCUGGGCGCUAUUACCGAAUCAUGCGCGCCAUCAAUCAACAUCUUUUGCCUCUUGGCUUGACCAUGCCUCAGCCCGAUGACCAAGUUGCAGGGGGUUAUUUCAUUUGGCUGACAUUGCCACCUCCCCUAGAUGCCACCUCAACUUGGAAACGUGCUUUGGAAGAUGAAGAUUUGAUCAUAAUCCCGGGUCCAAAGUUCAAGGUCGAUGGAGACGAGGACAACGAAUCAACCAAGUUUGAGAGAGAUUUUCGACUGUGCUUUGCCUGGGCCAACGUGGAUUUACUGGAAGAAGGUAUUGUUCGGCUUGCUCGUGUAGUCAGGAAUGAGCUUGCCUCAGCGGGGUGA
Messenger RNA from Exophiala aquamarina CBS 119918, 1356 nucleotides. RefSeq lists its product as uncharacterized. The transcript has a single exon. Gene Ontology annotation, molecular function: pyridoxal phosphate binding; L-2-aminoadipate:2-oxoglutarate transaminase activity. The record is from RefSeq and is a predicted model, not a curated record. Bases 1 to 1356 code for a protein of 451 amino acids. NCBI's taxonomy places the organism in Eukaryota, Fungi, Ascomycota, Eurotiomycetes, Chaetothyriales, Herpotrichiellaceae. Gene Ontology annotation, biological process: biosynthetic process.